Lobosporangium transversale is the source of this 621-nucleotide messenger RNA. RefSeq names its product COPI associated protein-domain-containing protein. Lineage: Eukaryota; Fungi; Mortierellomycota; Mortierellomycetes; Mortierellales; Mortierellaceae. Gene Ontology annotation, cellular component: Golgi membrane. The transcript has 5 exons. Bases 1 to 621 code for a protein of 206 amino acids. Gene Ontology annotation, biological process: vesicle-mediated transport. The record is from RefSeq and is a predicted model, not a curated record.
AUGGCUAAAGGCGCUGGUCUCUUCCGGAUGAUGAACAUCAUCGUUGCCGUCCUACUUAUGUUAGGUGGUAUUAUCCUCUUCGUGGACCUUGGCUCAUGGAACUCUGGUAUUUUGGGUGUCUUUGUAGUCUUGUUUGGGCUCUUGACUUUUAUUCUAGAGUUUACUAUCCCUGAAUCGAUCGUGUACAACAUGGGCUUCAUGUUCACCAUGUUAGGGCGCGGAAUAUUUUAUAUUUGCAUGGGUGUCCUCUGUCUAUCAUGGAGAUGGUUCAACAUCGUGGUUGGAUGCAUUGUCAUGGCCGUCGGUCUCUUCUACGUUGCCAUGCACUUCAAGGGAGCAACACCUUCUCCUUCCAUGUCUGCAGUCCCCAACACCUCCAAUAACAACCUCUACUCUGGUUCUGCUUCAGGCCUUGGAUCUGGCCCCGGCACUGGCCAUGGCACUGGCCAUGGUACUGGCCAUGGUACUGGCUAUGGUACUGGCACUGGCUAUGGCUCCGCCUCUGGUUACGACAAUGCACAGUACAGCAAACCAAACCCUGAUCAACCUCAAAUGUCUCAAUCCUACCAGUACCAGAACCAGAACCAGAACCAGAACCAGAAUAAUAACCAAACCUCCUAA